Biomphalaria glabrata is the source of this 1574-nucleotide messenger RNA. Its product is annotated as betaine--homocysteine S-methyltransferase 1-like. The transcript is spliced from 8 exons. NCBI's taxonomy places the organism in Eukaryota, Metazoa, Mollusca, Gastropoda, Planorbidae. The coding region runs from base 131 to 1186 and encodes 351 amino acids. The record is from RefSeq and is a predicted model, not a curated record. Gene Ontology annotation, molecular function: methyltransferase activity; zinc ion binding.
ACUGACCUUGACCAAUAUAAAUAAACCGUCUGCAAACUUUGGUCACUUUAAAAUAUCUCUUUCCCUUUUUAUUUAUGCAUAAGGGACCUAGUUCUUGAACAAAGCAGACAAUUUUACAACCUUUUGUGUCAUGUCGAACUCAGCAUCAUUACAAGAGCGCCUCGCCAAUGGCGGUACGUUGGUUGUUGCCGAGGGCUAUGUGUUUGAAUUUGAGAGACGCGGCUAUCUCCAGGCUGGCGCCUUCGUUCCUGAGGUGGUCAUUGAACGUCCAGACCUGGUCAAGCUGAUGCACGAAGAGUUUGUUCAUGCUGGAAGUGAAGUCGUUCUGGCUUUCACGUAUUAUGGGCACAGAGAAAAACUUCGUUUGAUUGGUCGUGAAAGCGAACUGGAGAGUAUGAAUAAGCGAGCGCUGUCUAUUGCCAAAGAGGUGGCCAGAUCAACAGGGACUUUAUUUGCUGGAAAUAUUUGCAAUUCCACCAUAUAUCGCAGGGACGACCCAGAAAAUCAAAAACAAGUGGAAGCGAUGUUUAAGGAGCAGAUAGAAUGGGCAGUUGAUGCUGGCGUCGAUUAUAUCCUUGGUGAGACAUUUAGUGAAUUUGGUGAAGCCAUGCUGGCGCUACAAUCUAUAAAAAAGUACGGAAAAGGUGUUCCCGCUGUUAUAACCAUGGCUUCCGCUGGCCAAGAGCUGACAUUUGACAGGAUUCCAUUCGAGGACGCUUGCAAGCAGCUGGAAGAUGCAGGAGCGGCUGUGGUUGGGCUCAACUGUGGUCGCGGGCCUGCGACGAUUUUACCCUUAAUGAAAAAAAUUAGACAAACUUGUAAGGUCCCCAUAGCGUGUCUUCCAGUACCUUACCAAACAUCUGAACAAUAUCCCACGAUGCAAUCUCUUGUUGAUAAGGAAACAGGUAAACAAGCCUUUCCUUAUGACCUACCUGGGCACACCUGUACCAGAAGUCAAAUAGAAGAGUUUGCCAAGACUUGCAAAGAAAUCGGUGUCAACUACGUGGGUCUGUGUUGUGGGAAUGCUUCUCAUUAUAUCCGUAUAGUAGCAGAGAUCUACGGGAGGAAGCCUCCUGCUAGUCGAUACUCUCCUGACAUGUCCAGACAUUAUAUGUUCGGGGAUAAGUCCCAAUUUAGCAAAUAUACGACUGAAGACAUGGUGGAGUUUACAAAGGCGGUUCAAUAGACGGCUUCCUUUCCUAUACAAAAACAUGAUUAUUAUUAUUACUGUAUUCGGAAGAUAGUACUGGUAUGCAAUUUGUUUAGAAGAAUGUAAAGCUGUUGGUACACUUUGAUAUAAGCAUAUGUUUUGAUUGUAGAAUGGAAUAGUACAUCUAUUAAGGGAAAAUGUGAUUAAAAGCGAUUAACCGUAGCGUGUCUGUCAGUGAUAAAGAACUUUAAUAUAAGCCUAUUAUCUUUUCUGUGAAUCACCAAGUUUACGGAACAAAAAAACACUUUCAAGAAGAAUUUGACAUUAAACUUUUCAAACCUAUAAUCUUAAGUGAACAAUUGUAUCUAGAACUUUCAAGCACUUCAAAACGUUGUUGUGAAAUAAAUCAGACUUAUACAUGAAA